Messenger RNA from Trypanosoma conorhini, 4137 nucleotides. RefSeq names its product vacuolar protein sorting protein 18. NCBI's taxonomy places the organism in Eukaryota, Euglenozoa, Kinetoplastea, Trypanosomatida, Trypanosomatidae. Bases 1 to 4137 code for a protein of 1378 amino acids. The record is from RefSeq and is a predicted model, not a curated record. Gene Ontology annotation, molecular function: protein-macromolecule adaptor activity. Gene Ontology annotation, biological process: organelle fusion; vacuole organization; endosome organization. The transcript has a single exon. Gene Ontology annotation, cellular component: endosome; HOPS complex.
AUGUUGCGGCCUUUUCAUGUGGAGUGCCUUGCGUGGGACCCAAACAACGCGAGCGACGCGACAACAGGUGAUAUUAUUCUGGGCUCCAGCAGUGGGGGUAUCCUUCUUGCGUGUCGGCUGGAGACGCACGGCGUCGUUGCGGCGCGCAAGUUGUUUCAGUUCCCGCAGCCAUACAGCAGCCACCCCAUUGACGGCGUGGCGUACGUGGCGGCUUCGCAGUCGCCUGACCACCCAAGUCGCCAUGUCGUGUUGAUCGCCCAAGGUACGCGCAUGUUCGUUUUUUCUUCACUCUGGGGAAAUGGCGGCACACUUGAGGCGGCGUUUGACGCGAGUCUAGUGGACUGUAAGGGCGUUGUGCCGCAUCCCACCGCCGCCUCUUCGUACGCGGUUGCAUCGCCGCUGUGUGGUGGGGCAGGUAGCAGUGGUGGUGGUGGGGGACUGAUGAACUACAUUGGCCUCAGCAGCGAGGCGGCGGCGAGCACCACCGCCUCUUCCACUCCUUUCGUUGCUUCUGCGUCAGUUGAAUGCCGGCACAGGGCGCUGUCGAGCACCGUCGCCCCUGCCGAGACGACCGUCGCACACACGGCCCCAGAUGUUGCGAUGCCGCGUCUUCUCUCCCAGGUGGUUAUUGUUGACCCCCGUGAGCUGAUUCCCACUCCGCCCUCCGCGUUGCCCGCGUCGCCAGCUGGCGGCAGAGGGGGAGCGAGUAGGGGUGGUGAAGCCGGGCCGAACUCUCUGCCCAGGGUUGCCGCGAAUGAACUCCCGCCGGUUUUCUUUUGGCAGUGCGGUGACACGCUAACACAGGGCGUUAUCCUUUUGACGGACCUGGCGGGUACGGCGGGGGCGGAGGCGUCGCGGACAACCACGCAUGCACCUCCGUCGCUGCGCAAGCACGAGUUGUGCUGUCCCCCGACAAUGCGGUCAACUGGACUCACGCCGCCGUCCAACACCCGCGUGCCGCUGAACGUGUGGCGGCAGAGUCUAUUGCCUAUUGGUAUUCUUAGUGUUGUGAGCCUGGCCCGGCUUCUGCAGAACUUCUCCCUAUUGCUAAGGCCACAGCAGGGAGGCACGCAGCGACCACCCAUGUUUCUCUGCCUGCCUGCUGGGACGGACAAAAAUGCGGCAGCCGCGGGCAGCCCACCACGGCCUCUUGGGCUACGUGACGUUGAGCGACUCCUGCUGCUCCGUCACGGCGGGCAACAUGGGGGUGGGGGACGUUUUACGUUGCCCAGUCUUGCAGCACCGCCCCGGACGACAGGCCCAGGUCUCACCGCAAAGGGCGAGGGGCCUCGGCCAAGGGAGAGUGAGCUGCAGGCUGCGGAGAAGCUCGUCUCGGUUGCGGUGGGGUAUGGCCAUAUCGUGAUCACCACUACGCGCGCCGUGCACGUCUUUUGCCACCUCGCGGCAUUGCCGUUGCCGCAGGAGGCGUUUCGGUGGAAGAAUGCGCUUGUGUUUACCCGAGAGCUUGUGGCCCCAGCGUUGGAAGACACGACUGCGGGAACUCGGGGCGAUGACGCUGUGACGGUCUUCUGUUCCCAUGACGUGGGCCGCUCGCAGGUGUUUCAUUUGUUUGCCGCCUCGUACAUUCUCGACCUGCGACUCCGCCGUCGUCGUCGCCGCUCGCAGUACGUGGCGCAGCUGGUGGAUGCUGCCCACCCCGUCGGCGCCGGCACUUUCCAGCGGGGCACCGCUGAGCAGGACGCGCCGGUGACCCCGCAGGGACGCCCGUCACGGACGACGGGGAUGGCACAUCAGCAGACGCCGCCGCCGCCGCCGCCGCCGACUUCCUGGCGAGGACGCUUCUCGUCGCAGCCGGGAACUACCUCCACCACGGCGCCCGGCGUGAGCUCUCUGUCCACCCCCGUCCUUGAUCUUCCUUCCGGCGGCAGCUGCGGAUUGGUCUCGCCGUUGCUUUCCACAACGUUUAAUCUGCCCUCGGGCUACAGCAACGACGAACUUUGUUUUGAGGAGUGGCUUCGGACGCAGAGCGACAGGGCGGUGAAUAUUCCGCACAUUGGGGCGCUGGGCGGACGCCUUUCAGUGGGAUUCUGCACGAUGGAGCACUACGACGUGGACUCUUUGUACGGUAUGGCACUGCGGCUUGCCGCCUCCGCCUCCUCGGAGGAGGAGCGGCGUGAGUUGCUGCCGCGGCUUCGGCACGCGUACGCCGCACGGUUGUUUCGCCAAGGCCGUUUUCUUGAGGCGGCGGCGCAGCACGGGUUGACGAUGCAGGGUCCGCCCUACUUGAACACCCUGCUGCUGGAGUUCUCACGAGUUGCGGCAAAUGACAUGGAACCGCUCAUCCUCUUGGUACUCCUGCGGCUGCGCGGGUACGCGCGGCGGAGGUCGGGCCUCGCAGACUGCAGCGUGGAGCUGAGUUGCCUCACAACAUGGCUUGUCUCCCUCCUCCUCGAGCGCUGCAACCAAAUUGGGAAGGAGCGACACGGCUGCAGGAGAGACGUUGCUGCCUCCUCGUUGGUGGCGGCGGCGGCCAUGACCGAGGCCAACGCUGCCGCCGUGGGGGCAGCGGAGGCAGUUGGAGUGCACCGCCGCUCCCUUGAGAUGGCGGCGUACCUUCGCCGCAAGUAUAAUCUGGUCAACCCCCGGCAGUUGCUGGAGGACGCCUUCACACGGUACGGCGCCUUUGUGGAGUGGCAAGCCAUUUCCCCGGCCGUCUUUGGCAUGGCAAGUGGAGAGCUGACAAAUGCAAUUUGUAAUCGCUUGGGUCAUCAUGGGGAAGUGCUCUCGCGCCUCUUCCUGCAGCAAGAACAGCCACUGGAGGGGCUUCUGCACCUUGAGCGUUAUGGGCUUGGCGGCCAUGCCUCCGUCACUGUAGCAGCAGCAGCAGCAACAACAACAACAAAAACAGCCACAGCAAUGCCCCCAACUGAGGAUGUGUGCAACCAGCCACGGGAAUCACUAAAAACCUUUUGGCUGCAGUAUGCGUCACUGCUCAUGCGGUGGUGCCCGUGUCGUUUUGUGCGACGCGGACUCAUCCCGUUUGGCUCAGAGUUGGGGUUAACCCCCAUGGAGCUCAUUCCGGCGUUGUUGCUGUAUGAUCCACGGCGUAAUGAGACUGUGUUUGAAGCCGAAGGCACGGUGGACGCGGUCCUGCAGCGGCAUGCUAUUGAGGACUCUUUGUUAGCCGAGGAACGGGCCCGUGCCAACUGCCACGCCGCCCAACUGUACCUGGAGCACGUUAUUUACACAGAGGGUUACACAGAUGAGUGCUUUUUGAAUUUGUUACUGUACUUUACGGCAAGAGACGGAGAUGAUGCCGCCUUGACCCGUUUUUUUACCGAGUUGCGUGCGAACGCCAUGGCGCAUCGGCUAGAGGUAUCGUAUGCCUAUCGUGUUUGUUGGCAGUUUCGGAGGCAGCUGGGUUGUGCCUGGACCUGCUUCAUCACUGGAGGCUACGCGGAGGCCGUAAGGCUGGCGAUGAAGCUGCGGACCGAGGAGCUUGCCAUACACUUUAUUCGCAGCAUCAGUGGUGAAGGCGAGAAGGAGCUGCGCCACACGCUGUGGAAGCGGCUCGCCACCGCGGCGGCUAGAAGCAGAAGUGGCGGAUCCGUACGUGCCCUGCAGCUUGUCGCGGAAAGCGAGGGUGACCUGGACGUCAGUGAUGUGCUGCCGCACCUUUCCGGCGAUGUGAUGAUGCAGGAGUUUCGUGAGGAGCUGCUCACAAGUGUCUCGAUGUUCAGUAACACGCUGCGGGACAUCAAGCAGACAAUUGAGGUAUCGUUGAAGGAUGUCGCGGCCUUAAAACGAGAGACGGAGUGGGUUGGGCGACGUCCCCUGAUCUUGCCGUCCUCGCAGCGCUGCGCGGGGUGUGGCAAGACCGCCUUGACGCGACCCUUUGUGGCGUUUAAGGGAUGCCGACACGUGUACCACAAGACCUGCUUUGACGCAGCGCGUACAAAUAUCGAGGAGCAGCUCCGCUCUGCGAGGGAGUCGUCAACACCGCCGCCGCCGCCGCCGCUGCCGUGGCCUGCAGGGGAAGAGGUGCGGCGCAGCAGCCUUGCAGAGGCGGAGUUGGAGUGCGUGCUGUGCAGCCCCAGGUACCUGCGACUGUUGCUGACACUUCCAUUAUCGUAUAUUAACAAUAAUGCACCGGGCGGUUCAUUACGACUGCCGUAG